CAGUAGACUGUCGUGAGUGGGUAGAAGAGACAGUAAAUAACCUCUCUGCCUGCAAGCUGUGCCAGAUAGACGCAUAUUUUAAUUGUGUACAUUUGUAUCUCUAAGAAAGUAUACAACAUGGACAACUCUGGAAAAGAGAAGGAAGCUGUCCAACUUAUGGCAGAAGCAGAGAAGAAAGUUAAAUCUUCACAUUCAUUUUUGGGAGGUUUGUUUGGGGGAAACUCAAAAGUGGAAGAAGCAUGUGAGAUGUACGCAAGGGCAGCAAAUAUGUUUAAGAUGGCCAAGAAUUGGAAUGCUGCAGGAAGUGCCUUCUGCCAGGCUGCCAAGCUUCACAUGCAGCUUCAGAGCAAGCAUGAUUCUGCCACCAGCUUCGUAGAUGCGGGGAAUGCUUACAAGAAGGCAGAUCCACAGGAGGCUAUCAACUGCUUAAAUGCAGCCAUCGAUAUAUACACUGAUAUGGGAAGGUUCACUAUUGCGGCUAAACACCACAUCACAAUUGCUGAAAUUUAUGAAUCUGAAAUGGUAGAUAUCGAAAAGGCAAUUGCACACUAUGAGCAGGCAGCAGAUUACUACAGAGGGGAAGAGUCUAACAGUUCGGCAAACAAGUGUCUGCUGAAGGUGGCUUCAUAUGGUGCACAGCUGGAACAAUACCAGAAGGCUAUUGAAAUUUAUGAGCAGGUUGGGACCAAUACUAUGGAUAACCCCUUACUGAAAUACAGUGCAAAAGAGUAUUUCUUUAAGGCUGCACUGUGUCAUUUUAUUGUCGAUGAGCUAAAUGCCAAGCUUGCUGUUGAGAAGUAUGAAGAAAUGUUUCCUGCAUUUUCCGAUUCAAGAGAAUGCAAGCUGUUGAAGAAACUGCUUGAGGCUCAUGAAGAGCAGAACAGUGAAGCCUUUACUGAGGCGGUCAAAGAAUUUGAUUCUGUAUCUCGCUUGGACCAGUGGCUAACUACCAUGCUGCUUCGUCUCAAAAAGACUAUCCAGGGAGAUGCAGGGGACCUCAAGUGAGAAACUAGAGAAUAUUGUGGCAUGCUGCCUAAUUUAUUACAUUUGUGCAAUGGCCCUGUGACCAUUAUUGGGUACAUGAUAUGUUCAGUGCUAAUAGCUGCAUUUUUAUUUCCUUUAAACCAAAACACUUGUGUUGUUGAACCAAGCAGUGAUCCAAGAGUUGCUCCUGUUUACCCUGUUGUUUUCCUGUACUACACUUAAGAAUAAGGAGUGAGAUAAAUGUAGUCUUCCCCUCAAGUGCUUCUAACUACAGAUCAUCAGUUUAUGAAUAUGUAGCCUUGACAGUAUUGUAGUUGGCAGCCAAGACAAAAUUGCAUUCCAGAGACAAACGUUCCAGCUAGUUUAAAAUUCAGAGACUUUCCCCUUUCUCAUAUAAUUACAUUUUUAUAUGGUACUGGCGCAAGUCUGGCGUGAUGUACAGUUGUAAUUACUUGAUACUUACUUACUUUGCAGUGGGAUUAAUCAGUAUGUUUUAUAUAUUAAUAAAAUACAGAUUUUAAAAUGAAUGUCCACUUUUUAAUUUUGUUGAACUAUGCUGUGUAGAGGACUGUUCAUUUUUUUUUACUUUGCUCAUGUUAUGAGUAUUUAUUGAGACUGUUUGCAGUUUUGGUGGACUGUAGAAGCCUGAAACAGUAAGCCUGGCUCCGCCCCCCCCCCCCCCCUGUUUUUUUUUUUUUUUUUUU
Polyodon spathula (Mississippi paddlefish) is the source of this 1688-nucleotide messenger RNA. RefSeq names its product beta-soluble NSF attachment protein-like. Gene Ontology annotation, cellular component: synaptobrevin 2-SNAP-25-syntaxin-1a complex; terminal bouton; vacuolar membrane. The record is from RefSeq and is a predicted model, not a curated record. Gene Ontology annotation, biological process: synaptic transmission, glutamatergic; SNARE complex disassembly; intracellular protein transport. The coding region runs from base 118 to 1005 and encodes 295 amino acids. Gene Ontology annotation, molecular function: syntaxin binding; soluble NSF attachment protein activity. NCBI's taxonomy places the organism in Eukaryota, Metazoa, Chordata, Actinopteri, Acipenseriformes, Polyodontidae. The transcript has 11 exons.